AAGAGCUUUCCUACCUAAUGAUUCUCCCAAACUCCAGAAAUGGCUUAAUCCCAUCUUUUCUGCACGUGGUGUUUGGACAUGUAACUGAUGCUAUAGAAAUGAAAACAUAUGACAAAUGGAAACCUGUACCUGAAAGGAACCGUUUAAAACAGGAGAGCGCUUGACUGCAAAAUGGGAAUGCUUUGUUCAGUUGUAAAGUUUGAAAACCUCCAUGAACUGAGGAGGCUGUGCCACUGGGGCCCCAUCAUAGCUCUCAGUGUAAUAGCAAUAUGUUCUACCAUGGCUAUGAUCGAUGCUGUUCUGUGGUACUGGCCUUUGGACACAACAGGAGGAAGUAUCAAUUUCAUCAUGCUUAUUAAUUGGACUGUUAUGAUUCUUUACAACUACUUCAAUGCCAUGUUUGUUGGCCCUGGAUAUGUUCCUGUGGGAUGGAAGCCGGAAAACUCUCAGGACUGCAUGUAUCUUCAGUACUGUAAAGUAUGUCAGUCUUACAAGGCUCCACGCUCACAUCACUGCCGAAAGUGCAACAGGUGUGUGAUGAAGAUGGACCAUCACUGUCCUUGGAUCAACAACUGCUGUGGGUUUCAGAAUCAUGCCUCCUUUACUCUGUUUCUUCUGUUGGCCCCCCUAGGAUGUAUCCAUGCUGCUUUCAUUUUUAUCAUGACCAUGUACACUCAGCUUUAUAACAGGGUAUCCUUUGGCUGGAGUUCUGUAAAGAUUGAUAUGAGUGCAGCCAGAAGAGACCCCCACCCAAUUAUCCCUUUUGGAUUGUCCGCAUUUGCUGCAUCUUUAUUUGCCUUGGGACUGGCUUUGGGGACAACUAUAGCAGUUGGUAUGUUGUUUGCAAUCCAGAUGAAAGUUAUUUUAAGGAACAAAACUUCAAUUGAAUCAUGGAUUGAAGAAAAAGCCAAAGAUCGUAUCCAGUAUUACCAAACUAGGGAGACCUUUGUUUUCCCUUAUGACUUGGGAAGUAAGUGGAAUAACUUCAAGCAAGUAUUCACUUGGUCUGGAAUCCCAGAGGGAGAUGGCUUGGAGUGGCCUGUGAGGGAAGGUGCUCAUCAGUAUAGUCUGACGAUAGAGCAACUGAAACAAAAAGCUGACAAACGAGUGAGAAGCGUGCGGUACCGGGCAAUAGAAGACUACAGUGGUGCCUGCUGCCCUCUCACAAAAGGCUUGAGGACCUUCUUCACCACUCCAUGCACUGAAGAACCUAGAAUUGCACUCAGCAAAGGGGAUCUGAUUUUAGCCACUAGAGGCUUGAAACACUGGAUGUAUGGAGACAAAAUUACUGAUUUGACAACUGAUGAUGGGAAGAGAAUCAGAGGCUGGUUCCCAAGAAGGUGUGUAGAGAAAUGCCUGUAUGAUUCUGAAACUGAUCAACAGUUGGAUGGAGAGAAGAAAACAAGAUAGUGCUUUCCUGGCUUUGUAUUAGUAAAUGGAUUUUCCCCCUUUUGGACCACUGUCCUUUUACUUGAAC
Messenger RNA from Euleptes europaea (tarantolino), 1477 nucleotides. It is a transcript of the gene ZDHHC6, whose product is annotated as zinc finger DHHC-type palmitoyltransferase 6. Bases 172 to 1410 code for a protein of 412 amino acids. Gene Ontology annotation, molecular function: palmitoyltransferase activity; protein binding. The record is from RefSeq and is a predicted model, not a curated record. Gene Ontology annotation, biological process: protein palmitoylation. NCBI's taxonomy places the organism in Eukaryota, Metazoa, Chordata, Lepidosauria, Squamata, Sphaerodactylidae. Gene Ontology annotation, cellular component: Golgi apparatus. The transcript is spliced from 10 exons.